AUGCCACUUGAGGAAGUUAAUGUUAACUCUAAUGAUUUGCUAAGCUUGAAGGAGAAUUUAACGAAUCGAAAGACGGAACCAUCAAGUGGUAUUCGCGAAACAGCUGCCACUACUCUAAGAUGCGAAUCAAAUGGAGAGAUUUUGUUGGUCGAAAAUCCAAAUCGUUUUGUUAUAUUUCCUAUCAAAUUUUAUGACAUUUGGGAUUAUUACAAGAAGGCAUUGGCAUCAUUUUGGACUGUUGAUGAGGUUGACCUCAGUAAGGAUUAUCGUGAUUGGGAGAAUUUAAACGAUGGGGAGCGUCAUUUCAUCUCAAGAGUUCUGGCGUUUUUUGCCGCCUCAGAUGGUAUUGUCAACGAAAAUUUGGUAAAUCGUUUCUCGCAAGAAGUCCAGGUGCCAGAAGCACGGUUUUUCUACGGUUUUCAAAUUAUGAUCGAAAACAUUCAUUCUGAAAUGUACUCCAAAAUGAUUGAUACAUAUAUUCGAGAUCAAAAACAAAAGUCUCUCUUAUUCAAUGCAAUUUAUGAAUUCGAAUUCGUUAAGAAGAAAGCCGAUUGGGCGCUGUGUUGGAUUGCUGAUAUAAGUGCUUCCUAUGCGGAACGACUGAUAGCUUUUGCUGCUGUUGAGGGAAUAUUUUUCUCCGGAAGUUUUGCUGCAAUAUUUUGGCUGAAAAAGCGCGGUUUGAUGCCGGGUCUAACACAUAGCAAUGAAUUGAUUUCAAGAGACGAAGGCUUGCAUCGCGAUUUUGCAUGUCUCUUGUAUUCUUAUAUCAAAAAUAAACCUUCGGAGGAAAGAAUUUAUCAGAUUAUUCGCGAGGCGGUUGAUAUUGAAAAGGAGUAUUUGACGGAAGCAUUACCGGUCGAUUUGAUUGGCAUAAAUUGCAAGUUGAUGUGUCAAUAUAUUGAAUAUGUAGCUGAUCAUUUACUAACAGAACUCAAUUGCGCAAAGAUAUACUGUUCGGAUAAUCCAUUUGAUUUCAUGGAGCGUAUAUCUAUCGAAGCGAAAACUAAUUUUUUUGAAAAACGUGUCAGUGAGUACCAGAAAGCUGGUGUUUUAAGCAGCGAAGAGGGAAAAAGUUUCAAGUUAGAUUCGGAUUUUUGA
Messenger RNA from Cercopithifilaria johnstoni, 1098 nucleotides. The record is from the annotation of a GenBank genome assembly. NCBI's taxonomy places the organism in Eukaryota, Metazoa, Nematoda, Chromadorea, Rhabditida, Onchocercidae.